AUGGCUCGUAAUGAGGAGAAAGCACAGUCUAUGCUGUAUCGUUUCCGCGAGGCCCAGGCAGCGGAGCUGGGCCUCGGGACGCGUGCAGAUCGCCGGCCAAAGAUGGCGAGCGCAUGCAAGAGCCUGCGCGAAUGCGAACGGUGGCGAGGAGAGAUUUUGAGGGAGAUCAGUCGGAAGGUGUCGAAAAUCCAGGAUGCUGGUCUCACGGACUAUGAGGUCCGCGACCUCAAUGACGAAAUCAACAAGCUCAUGCGGGAAAAGCGGCACUGGGAGAACCAGAUUGUUGCACUAGGAGGCGCAAAUUAUCGGCGGAAUGUAGCCAUGGUGGAUGACGACGGGAAGGAAGUGCCCGGAACAAAGGGAUACAAAUACUUCGGUCGAGCUAAGGAGCUGCCGGGCGUGAAGGAGCUCUUUCAAAGCAAAAAGAAGGAAGAGGAGGAAGAAAGCCAGGCGCAGAACUUCUACAAGAAGUUUCAGAAUCAGGGACCCGCAUAUUUCGGCGACCUCGAUGAGGUUGACGGGAAGUUGCUCGACUUUGAGAUGCAUGCAGAAGACGAGGAAUGGCAAGACGCAUAUUCACAUCUACGGACAGUACUGGGUUUACCCGUAGACGAGCCAAUACCCCCAAUACCUCGACCAGCCAAGACUACAGCCACCAUUACCAUCACCGAUGCGUCAAGUACAGAACCAUCACCACUAGACACAAAACGAAAAGCGUCCGACGGGGACGUCGACAUGGCUCCCGCGGACGGUGCAGACGACCACGCCAAGCGACAACGGACAGACGCCCCCACUCAGACGGGCGCUGGCGCUAAUGCAGAGUUAUCGCCACAAGAAGCAGCCAUGACGGCUGCGCGAGCGACGGCGGCAUUCAUAUCGUUCUUGUCGCCCGAAAAUCUCCUUCCUCCCAAGAUGCCAACGAGGGAGGAGAUGGAGCAGUUCUUGCUUGACCUGCGCAAGAAGGCGCUCGUGGAGGAGUAUUUCGGCGACACGCUGUCGUAG
Molecule: messenger RNA, 1002 nt
Organism: Postia placenta MAD-698-R-SB12
Lineage: Eukaryota; Fungi; Basidiomycota; Agaricomycetes; Polyporales; Adustoporiaceae
Exons: 5
Coding region: 1-1002 (333 amino acids)
Biological process (GO): mRNA 3'-splice site recognition; generation of catalytic spliceosome for second transesterification step
Cellular component (GO): catalytic step 2 spliceosome; post-mRNA release spliceosomal complex; post-spliceosomal complex
Source: RefSeq, a predicted model, not a curated record